ACGUAUACAAUUAUUUGUCGACGUUAAUAUUAUAUUAUUAUUAUCCAAUGACCAAUAGUAUAAUAAUAUUUAAUAUUAAAAUUUUUUAAAUGGUUCAAUGGUUGUAGACGUUGUAGUGCAGUGGACUUUAAUUGUACCAGUAAUGUCAAAGUUAAACGUACGUCAGUCAUAAAUUGCAAUUGGGAUUUAGUGUUUGCAGCAACUCGUAUUUUGUUCAUCCUAGUGCAACUAUAACCAUGUACUUUCCGUUAGGCUGGCCAAAAGUUUUGGCUUCAGCGCAUGCUGCUGGCACCCUUGUCCAAGUGAUAUGCAACAGAGACAAAAUUCUAUUUGCUAUACUUUCCAUCGAUCGACUGGAAAUAUGGUUUUGCAAGCCAUGUGUGAAGAUUACCUCAUACACAAGAUCUCCUCAAAGUCUUGAUGAAAUUGGUUUUAAUCGACGUGUAGAAUGGAGGCCAGAUUCCAGUAUGUUGGUUAUAGUCACUACAAAAGGUUAUUUAAUAUUUUACAAUUUGAGUAUUAUUGGUGAUCCUGGAAGCUUAUAUCACUUAGAAGAUUCACACAUCUCUAGUCUAAAACGAGAAAAUGAUGAGCUAUUUGUGAAGGAGACCAUACCAUCUUUACAUAUUAAACAAGAUCAAAUUGCUUGUGUUGACGGUAGUGUGGAAUGUAUGGCUUGUAUUCGUGAUGAAUUAAUGGUGUCUACUUGUAAAGGACAUGUAUUGCGAUAUCACUGGAAUGGUUCCAUUAAUCGAGAUUACUGUUUAGAUCUUCGUAGAACACCGUUUUCUAUUGAUCUACACGUUUCUAAUGCUGCACCAUUAACUAGCAGAGAUACUUUUAUUGUUGAUAUGGAAUACUCACCAUUAGUUGGAGGUUUUGGAAUUAUUUUGAAUGAUGGUCGUGCAGCACUACUUACAGCAUCAUCUUUAAAAUUUGAUCCUAAUCAAGUUCAAGGUAUUUGGGCACCAAAUAUUGAUACAGCUACGUGUACAAGUUUGAACCACAAGUAUAGAUUGAUUGCAUAUGGACUAAAAAAUUCUCAGGGCAUAGUAUUCGGUCUUGAUGAACGUACUGGUGGAUUACAGUUAUCUCACAAUCUUGUGAUUCCUAGUCAAGUAUGGCCAGGUGGAGGAUUAGGUUCUGUGAGGUGUACUCGAUGGACACCUGAUGGCUGUGCUUUAGUAAUGGCUUGGGAGAAUGGUGGUUUCGCUGUGUGGAGUACUUUUGGAGCUCUGUUAGUUUGUUCAUUGGCUUGGAACUUCAGUGUAAACAUUGAUUUAAGCUCUAGAAAUCCACUCAAUAUUAUUUCUAUGGAAUGGUGUAUUGAAGGCUAUCAAUUAUGGAUGAUUAAUGGAGCCUCUAAAGAUUCACAUGAUGAUACAGUACUACAAAUGUCAUUUUUAAAAAGUGCUCUUGCUGUAAAUCCAACAAUGAGCCAUCGUCCACAUUUAUAUCUCCAAGGUGAAGAUAAAUUGUAUUUGAAUGUAACAUCUGGUCUAACCAAAGUAUAUAAAAUGACUCAAUCCAAUAACAGAACAAAAGACCAAUUAACUAUAACCAGUGCUUUAGUUGAAAAUAAACAAUGGAUAAUUGUUUAUGCACCUUCUCCAUAUUUGGGAACCAAUUGGCCAAUUAGAACAUCUUGUAUAGACGAUGAUGGAAAACACAUAGCAAUUGCUGGGCGUUGUGGUAUUGCUCAUUAUUCUUUAAUUACCCAUCGCUGGAAAUUAUUUGGCAAUGAAAUACAAGAAAAAGAUAUGAUAGUAACUGGUGGAGUCUUAUGGUGGCGAUGCUAUAUUAUAUGCGGAUGUUACAGCGUGCCUGUUGAUGAACAUCAAGUGCGAAUAUAUAAUGGAGAUUCUAGAUUAUCUAAUGAUAAUAUGAUUUCUUAUCAAUUAACCGGACAAGCUUUAUUACUUGAUUGUUUGGGAAACCGGUUAGCUGUUUUUUGUUCUGAUGGGAUUGUUAAUUUAUUUAACAUUGAGCUUUCACCUAAUCAUAAUAUGGCAAUAUUGGAUAGAGUACAGACUAUUGAUAUGUCAGCUUUAUGUAUACAUCCUACUUGCGUGGUUUCUGUUCUACUUACAACUCUUCGUAUUGAACCAAAAGUUAAAGGUUCUACUGUAAGAGACAAUUUUCUACUCAAUAUUAAUGGAAAUUUGUUGUUAGUAAAUCAGCAAAGCUGUGAUGAUCAGUCUCAAGUUAUUCCAUCUCCAAUUUUAUUGGCAUCUUGUGUAGAGAAUGCUUGGGUUUCAAGCCAAUACCGCCGUGAUAAGCCUCAUCUGACUGAAGCUCUUUGGUUAUUUUGUGGUGCUCAUGGAAUGAGGGUUUGGCUUCCACUAUUUCCAAAAAAUGGUGAUAAGUCUCAUACUUUUAUGUCAAAAAGAAUUAUGUUGCCAUUUCAACUUAAAAUUUAUCCAUUAGCUAUACUUUUUGAAGAUGCUAUUUUAUUGGGUGCAGAAAAUGAUACAUUACUGUACACAUCAGAUACUACAACUGUUUUUUCUUUGCCAUUCUGUCAAGUAGAAAGAACGAGUCAAGUAUAUUUACAUCAAAUAUUGAGACAAUUGAUACGGCGUAAUUUAGGUUUCCAUGCUUGGGAAGUUGCUAGGUGUUGUACGAAUUUACCAUAUUUUUCUCACUCUUUGGAACUUUUGUUACAUGAGGUUUUAGAAGAAGAAGCUACCAGCAAAGAACCUAUACCAGAUGCUCAGUUACCUAGUGUUAUAGAAUUCAUACAGGAAUUUCCAAAUCUAUAUUUAGAAACUGUGGUUCAGUGUGCUCGUAAAACUGAAAUUGCAUUAUGGCCUUAUUUAUUUUCUGCAGCUGGUAAACCUAAAGAUCUUUUUCAAGAAUGUCUCAAACGACAAAAUUUAAAUACUGCUGCUUCGUAUCUUAUAAUACUCCAGAAUUUAGAAUCAUCUUCGGUCAGUUGUAAAUACGCUACUUUGUUAUUGGAUUCAGCCUUAGAUAGUUGCCAAUGGGAUUUAUCUAAAGACCUUGUCAGAUUUUUGAAAGCAAUUGAUCCAAAUGAUGCAGAUUCCCCAAGAACAUCUUGUGUUUUUCCUGCAAAAUACAGCAUGAUGGGACAAGCAAGCACAGUGAAUCCAAAUGAGGAAGAUUUAUCAUUUUUAAUGGGAAACAUUCAGGUGAGAGGACGAAGUAUUAGUACCAGCACUACACCUAAAAUAGAUAUGAAUUCUACUUUUGUAAGAACUGAUAGUAGAACAGAGCAUAAUAAUUCACAAAGAAAAAGAUCUGUACUUUCAAAUGGAAAAUCAGAAAAUGGAAAAGAUAUGGCCACUUGUAAUUCUAUUCUUGAAGAAUUUUUCACUGAUACAAUUCUUCAAAAACAUGCUGCCAAAUUGUUGUUUAAUUACAAACUAAGAGCACUUGGAUAUUUUGCUGCUCGAUUAGACUUUCAUUUAGUUGAAUGGUUAGCUAAAGAACGUAAUGGAGCAGCUCGGAUUGAUAACUAUAUUGUGGCCUUGAAAAGUCUUUAUACUGAUUUUUCUAUAACAAGACCAUUAACUCCUAUCCAGAAACGUUCUCCACCACCAUCGGGUAUGUUGUUUAAUAUAGACAAACCUAAGUGGAUAGAUGGAGGUAGUGCUGUUGGAGAUAGUGGCUACAUGAGUUGUCAAGAUGUUCCUCAAAUUUCUUCUCAAUAUCCACAGGAUGGAUUUCUUACAGGAAUCGAUGAAGCUAGUACUGUUAGUGAAUCUGAAGAUGCUUUGUUGUGGAAUGAAGAAAGAACACAGGCUAAUAUUGAUAAUUGGAAUAUUAUUCCUAAUGCACAUAUGCUUGAACAACUUUCUAGUGAGCAUUUAUCCCAAGACACUUCAAAAGCUGAAGUGCAACUUAGAUAUUUGUUGCAAUUAUUAUUUGAAGCUGGUUGUUUGGAGUGGAGCUUUAUUGUAUCAGUGUUUCUUCGUGAUGCAUUAGCUGUACAAAGACUUAUAUCUAUUUCCCGGUCACCAGAACACAGUUAUGAAUCUGUGUCUAGAUUAAAACAAGCGUUUAUUUUAUUAUACCAAUGGAGUUGCAAUGAAUGCUUUGGCUAUCGACCAUUUAUGUCUACAUGCCAAGCACAAUUGGGUGUAUUAAAUCGAAUAAUAGCAUCUAAACAGCCAGCACCUACUGUAACUCCACAAGCAUCUUCAUCUUCACUAACUAGUGUUCUUACACAAUCAUCUAGAUCACGAUCAGCAAGUGAAGGUACUGGUGGUAGUCAUACUACGUCAGAAAUAACUGAUCAUAGUAUACAAACAGAUUGUCAUCCAGCUAUUGCAUUAGAUUCUAGCUGUGAUGAAACUCAAGACAAUACACCUAAUUUUGAUACAGCAUCUGUAGUAAGCUUGCAAUCACCUAAUAGUUGUUCACUAUCUUAAAGGUAUUUUAUAUAUUACAUAACAGCUUAAUAAUUUAUUUUUGCAAUUCAUCUAUACUGUUUUGAACAAAAUAUACAACAGUAUUUAGCAAGACUUAAGUAAAUAAAAAUACAUUUGUUAUUAUUUUAUUAGUUUAUUAUUUUUGUAGGCUGUCAAUUAGUAGACUUGAUGAAAAUACAUUUUGUUUUCAUAAUUAUGUGUUGUAAUUUAACAAUAUAUUUUAAAUGUCCAAUAUAAUUCCAAAUUACUUGCCAUGGAAUAUUGACUGAUUUAAAUAUUUAAAAAAAAAACAUUCGUUUAAGUGCCUACUAAUUGAAAAAGCCAAAAAUAUAUUAUAAAUAAUUUUUUUAUCUUGUCAUGUUAUUAUUUUAACACAUUUGUGAUAUAUUGUUAUUUAUUAUUAAUUGAUAUAUGAUAUUAUUUAUCCAUUAUUGUUAAUCAAUGAAUUAUUUUUAUUGAAUUUUUUUUUUUUAUCUAUACAUCAAGUUUGUUAGUAACAACAUUCUCAAUGUAUAGAUAAAUAUUGUUUAUUUUGUACAUUGUACACAUUUUGAUAAUAGCAUUGAAGGGUACUCUUUAAGUAUGCUGCUUAUAAAUUACAGUUUUUAAGUAUGACCAAUUUAUAUUUGGAUAGUUAGUACCUAAUACCUAUGUGUUUCAAAGUUUAAAACAAUUUAUAAUUAAAUAUAGUAUUUUUUGAUUAUUGUAUCAAUUAGUCUACAAAAUAGUUUUAUAAUGAAGUAUACACUAAUUAAUUAAGUCAGAUAAUAAAAUAGAUAAAACUGAUAAAUAUAAAAGAGGUCAUUUACUUGUUAUCUAGUGCUAUCUAAUUAUCCAUUGAAGUUUUAAAUUCAGAUUUAAAUAUUGAUCUUUGCCUACUUGAAAGUAAUAUCGAAAUGUCAGGGUGUCACCCUGAUCAAGGUUUCUGAGUUUUUGGAAUUUAGUUUUGAUAAGUGAUAAAUUAUUGUGAAAACAUCAUUGAUCCGAUAAAUUAGAGCAUAUUACAAAAUAUAGUUAUUAUUGAAGUUGACAAAUCAAUGAUAGAAUUAAGGGAAAAGGAUGUGAGUCUACUUCUGAAACAACUCAAUCAGAAAUGGUUUUGAUCAAUAAUUUUAACUAAUGUGUUUGAGAUAAUUUGUCAUUACUUGAAAAUUAAAGCUGACUAAUAUUUUUUAAACUAAUUUAAAUUUUAGAUAAAGUCAACUGAAAUGUUUAUUAAGAUAAUUUAUGAGGUAAGAUAAAAUGUUUAAUUAGAAAACCGAAAUUUGUAGGUAGCAUACUUAGCAAAAUUAAUUCAUGAUACAGGUAGCAUACUUAAUAAGUACCCAUUGAAAAAAUAUUCAGUGUUUUACUAUUUAUAUAGAAGUAUAGUAGAACAUCAAUUAUCUGCUAUAAUUGUAGCUACAAUGAGUUUAGAUAAUCAAUUUGUGCAGAUAAUCAAACAAUUAAAAAUAUAUGAUGAACAUAAAGAUAAUCAACGCUCUACUGUAUAUAAGUUAAUAACAAAAAAUGUAUUUUAAAUGUAAUUAUAUUAUUUACUUUAUUAGGUACUUAUCAAUCUUUCAAUAGUAUAGAAGGUAAUUUUCUUAGUUUAAUUCAUUUUUUUUUUUUUAUGUACAACUUUUGUGCCACGAUUAUAAAAUAAUUAAUACAUUUCAUUUUACUGUAUUAUAUUAAUCUUCGAAAUUUAUUAUAUUAUUUUGUAAUGCUUAUUCAAAAUAAGAAUUAAAUCAACUAACGAUAAUCAUGUAUUUUAAUUUUGUACUAAAAUUAUGACCUAUAAGUAACUUUGAGUAACUUAGUAUUUUGAAGAUUGAUUUUUGUGUAGCUAUUGUGUAGAAUAAGAUUAAGUAUUUAUAUGUAGUCAAUUUGAAUGGAAAAAAGAAAAUUAGUAUUAUUGAAUUCAAAUUGUAUGAAACCUAAGCAAAUAUGCCUUUUGUACAAUCUGAUUAAAAGCUCACAUAGGCUGUGUUAUUGAUUAAUACUAUUAAUACAUUUUGCUUCUUACAUAUUUUUUACUUUGAUUAUGUUGUAUAUUAGUAAGCUAUAAUCAAUUAUUUGUAUGUGUCAUACAAGGUGCUCAAUGUAUUUUAGGGUUGUUAGUUAUUAUAUAUAUUUUUUUUUCAUUGAUUUAUUUCAAUAUUAAAUUAUUAUUAAAUUAUUUGUUGCUGUACAUGAUUUCUUAAAAAUACUAAAAAAAAUUUAUUAAAAAAAAGUUCAAUUAGAAUCAAUAUAAUUAUUUAAAUACAUUUUAAGUUAAUUUUAAAUUAUAUAUUUAUUUCUAUUAUUUAUUUGUUGUGGCAAUUUUAUUGUUAUUAUUUAAAUACAAUGUAGAUAAGUUAUUAUUUAUUUACAAAAUAUUAUACUUGACUUAUGUAUUUUUUAUUAUUAUUAUUAUAUUAUUCAUAUUUUUAUUUAGUAAUUAAUACUUUGAUUAUUGUUUAUUAUACUUAGAUGAUAACUGUUCUAUAAUCAAACAGCAUAAAUGAAA
Messenger RNA from Aphis gossypii (cotton aphid), 6885 nucleotides. RefSeq names its product guanine nucleotide exchange factor subunit Rich (gene Rich). The transcript has 21 exons. The coding region runs from base 237 to 4394 and encodes 1385 amino acids. NCBI's taxonomy places the organism in Eukaryota, Metazoa, Arthropoda, Insecta, Hemiptera, Aphididae. The record is from RefSeq and is a predicted model, not a curated record. Gene Ontology annotation, cellular component: Golgi membrane; Ric1-Rgp1 guanyl-nucleotide exchange factor complex; cytosol. Gene Ontology annotation, molecular function: protein binding. Gene Ontology annotation, biological process: retrograde transport, endosome to Golgi; intracellular protein transport.